AUGAUUAAGGAUCCAGAAUUAAGACCACAAAGACACAAGGACAAUCCCGUAGUUUUUUUAGAUAUUUGUUUAUCAGAUGAAACUAAUAAGAUUGGGAGACUAGUAAUAGAACUAUUUGAAGAUAUUGUACCUAAAACAAGUGAAAACUUUAGACAAUUUUGUACUGGAGAAUAUAAAAAAAACUUAAAAAGUGUGGGAUACAAAGGAUCCAUAAUACACAGAGUGAUUAAGGAUUUUGUAAUACAAGGUGGCGAUUUUGUAAAUGGGGAUGGUACUGGCAGUAUGUCAAUUUAUAAUUCAAGCUAUUUUAAUGACGAGAAUUUUGAAAUAAAACAUACAAAGCCUGGACUUCUUUCUAUGGCAAAUAAUGGUAGUCCAAAUACAAAUGGAUGCCAAUUUUUUAUUACUUGUAAUUCAUGCUCUUGGUUAGAUAACAAACAUGUGGUUUUUGGACAAUUAUUAGGACAUGAUUCUUUUGCAACUUUAAAAAAGAUUGAAAAUGCCACUGUUAUACCUCCAAAUAGUAAGCCUAAAAUACCUAUAAUUAUAUAUGAAUGUGGACAAUUAUAA
This is a messenger RNA of Cryptosporidium ubiquitum, 570 nucleotides long. RefSeq names its product cyclophilin. The coding region runs from base 1 to 570 and encodes 189 amino acids. The transcript has a single exon. The record is from RefSeq and is a predicted model, not a curated record. Gene Ontology annotation, molecular function: peptidyl-prolyl cis-trans isomerase activity. Gene Ontology annotation, biological process: protein peptidyl-prolyl isomerization. Gene Ontology annotation, cellular component: intracellular membrane-bounded organelle. Lineage: Eukaryota; Apicomplexa; Conoidasida; Eucoccidiorida; Cryptosporidiidae.